GAGAGCUUCGAGAAGAUCGGUCAAGUGGUUCAUGAAACAUUUUGCUAACAGAAGGCCUGAGAAAGACGGGAAAGAAAGGCUUCCUCUGAAAGCAUGGAGACAAGGGCUGCAGAAACUUUCGAGUAAAAACUCGCGCCGCGCGCUCGGGGACAGGAUGUACCCAAUAAGCGCGCGGCUGCUCCGCCGGCCGACACGCCCCCAGCAUGGAUACACCGAGCAGGAACAGGCGCUCCGGAGACGCACGCGCUGUGCUGGAGACCGUCUGAAGCCGCGAUGGGACUGAACGCAUCCAAGUUUCAAGAGUUCCUGCUGUCGGCGUCGUUGCACUAAAAACAGCGGCUCUUCAUUUUUUUUUUUUUUUUUAGGUUUUCUCUCUCUUUUGGAGAGCUCUUCUCUGCGUCUUUUUUUUUUCUUUUUUGUAUUUUUUUUUAUUUUUUAUUUUGGGGUCGGAGGCGUUUCUCGCACAGGAUGUUGAUGAUAAACUGGAAAGCCGGGUACGACCAUAAAGUCAGUUCUCUCCGAUGAGAACGACCUCUUCCUCUCCACACCUCCACACAAAGGGAAACUACGGUACAACAAGUACUUUUUGUCCACGCGCGCACACGCACGACCCUCACGCGCCGGGUUUUAUUUUUUUAUGUCAUUCAGAAGCAGCGGGGGCUGCUUGAAAGACAAAAUGGAUCACUUUGCAGCGGAGUGCCUUGUCUCUAUGUCCAGUCGCGCGGUGGUUCACGCGCCUAAGGGCAACCGGGAGCUGAAGCCGGAGAUCCCGUCCUCCUCCACCCCCUCCUCCUCCUCCAGGAGCGCGGAGGACAUCAAGGAGGUGAAGGACAACUCGUCGCUUUUCGUGGUGGCGCGGAUUCUGGCGGAUUUUAACCAGCAGACCCCCACCGAGCAGCAGCAGCAGCAGCAGCAGCAGCAGCAGCAGCAGCAGCUGCCUGCCAAGACGGUCCUGAAGGAUGAGAGCGCGCCGAGCCUCCGGGAGGAUGGACUCGCCACACCUACCGCCGCCUGCGAUCCUGCGCUCAGACAAAGAGGCAAAAGACCGAGAGGUCGAACUGAGCACGAGUCGCCUCAGAAAAAGCACAAAUGCCACUACUCUGGCUGUGACAAAGUUUAUGGCAAAUCGUCCCACCUCAAAGCCCACCUAAGGACGCACACAGGCGAGCGGCCCUUCCCGUGCACCUGGCCCGACUGCAGUAAGAAGUUCGCCCGCUCGGACGAGCUUGCCCGCCACUACCGCACGCACACGGGGGARAAGAAGUUCGGCUGCCCCCUCUGCGACAAGCGCUUCAUGCGCAGCGACCACCUGAUGAAGCACGCACGCCGCCACUCGGAUUUCCAGCCCGGCAUGUUGAAGAGGCCCCACAGCGGCGGCAGCAGCACGCGCCCCGGCUCUCUCAGCGACUACAGCCGCUCGGACGCCUCCAGCCCCACCCUCAGCCCCACCCUCAGCCCCGCCCUCAGCCCCGCCAACUCGCCUUAAACUGAAACCUGGUUGCACUUUCCAGGCCUCCGGACCGCGAGGCGUUUUCUUUUUGUCGUAACACUUUUUUGUUGCACAGUUGUCAGCAACCCUCCCCCCUUUCCUCCCUUCCUGUUUGCUAUUCCUGUGCUUGCUGUGGUGUACCAUACUGUACAUAAGUGCUUAUUGUAGUGCAAUUACUUGUGUGAUCCUAAAAGAAGAUAAUGCCUUUCCCAGAUGGCGAUAUCUGC
This is a messenger RNA of Austrofundulus limnaeus, 1716 nucleotides long. RefSeq names its product Kruppel like factor 13 (gene klf13). Lineage: Eukaryota; Metazoa; Chordata; Actinopteri; Cyprinodontiformes; Rivulidae. The transcript is spliced from 2 exons. Gene Ontology annotation, molecular function: RNA polymerase II cis-regulatory region sequence-specific DNA binding; DNA-binding transcription factor activity, RNA polymerase II-specific. The coding region runs from base 638 to 1486 and encodes 282 amino acids. The record is from RefSeq and is a predicted model, not a curated record. Gene Ontology annotation, biological process: regulation of transcription by RNA polymerase II.